Messenger RNA from Chironomus riparius, 1390 nucleotides. The record is from the annotation of a GenBank genome assembly. NCBI's taxonomy places the organism in Eukaryota, Metazoa, Arthropoda, Insecta, Diptera, Chironomidae.
UCGAAAUUGGCUGUUGUAACGUUUUUUUCAAGAUUUGUUUCAUUAUUUUUUUAAACGAUUUUUAAAUAAAUCAAUAAAUUAAAGAAAAGAGCUUAAAUUAAGUUGAAAAUAGUGUUCAAUUAGAUUAACAAAAAUGAAUGCGGCUUUUCGAUUGGAAAAUAAAAAGAAAUUAAGUCAACAUGAUUUAAGACGACUAAUGAAUGAGCAGAAACAGUCACGAACAGUUGAUACUAAUAAGGUUGACUCACCGUUCGCAAAAUAUGAAAAUGGUCAAUUAACGUGCGUUUUAUGUAAAUCAUUAGUAAGAUCUGAGAGUGUUUGGAAAGUCCAUAUAAAUGCAAAGCAGCAUAAGGAUAAUUUACAGCUGGCCAAACGCCUGAAAGAAAAAUUACAGAAUCAAACAAAAAAAUCAGUCCAGGACGAAAGAGUUGCUGGAUUAAAACGAUCUAUUGAAGAUAUGCGCUCAGAGGUGCCUGAAAAGAAAUUAAAAGGAAUUUUGAAAAAUAGUACAUCAUCGAUUUCAUCAGCAACAACUAUUAUAGCAGUUAAGCAAAAUGAAGCACCCAUUAAUAAGAAGGAAAGUGAUAAAACGCAACAAGAAAAGCCAUCGAUACCUGAUGACUUUUUUGAUUCAAAGCCCAAAUUCACAAAAUCUGUAAAAACAAAAAAUCCAGAAGUUGAAAACGAAAACAUGCAAGUUGACGAGGCACUUCCAGAAGGAUUUUUUGAUGAUCCAGUGAAAGACGCAAAGGCAAGAAAUCUUGAAUAUAAAGAUCCAGUGGAAGAAGAAUGGGACAAGUUUCAAAAAGAAAUUAAAGAAGCAGAAAUCAAAUCAACAAACAUUAUUAAUGUAGAACAUGAGGAAGCGACAGUUGAGAGACAAAUUGAUGAAAUUGAUGAACAAAUUAGGAAUUGGUCUAGGGUGCUUGAAAUGGAGAAGAAGAAGGAAGAAAUUGAAACUAAACUUAAGCAAGAGAUUUCAACUAAGGAUGAUAGCGAUAUAAUAAUGAAAACAAGUGAUACAGAAAGUGAUGAGGACGAAGAUAUUCCUGAGUUUAUCGACUGGCGAUCGAAAAAAAGUCACAAAUAAAUUUUUUAAAUUAAAUCUUCAAUUUUAAUAUACUACAAAUAAAACUUUCCUAAUUAGUAAGCAAUAGCCCAAGAGUUCGCUCAUUUGAAUAUUCACUUUUAAUAGUUUUUAACAUUUGUAGACCAAUUUUUAUUCUUUUCACAUGAUGUCCAUUAAAUUUAUAGUGGAAGCUUGUCCAAUUUUUCUAUUAUCACUAGAGACACCUAAGAAAUGUUUAGAGCUGUUCUUAGAUAAAAUGAAAAAAAUUAAUUCUAAUUGCUUGUCCUAAUAAUGUUAAGCACAAAUGCUUUUGUAUUUCAA